AUUUCGUUCGUGAGCCGGUCACGAUCGCUUUUCGCGCGAGUAGCAGAUUGUUGGUCAGAGUUUUCAGAAAAUUAAUCUUUCACUAUGAGUUGCCCCUACGCUCACGACGGCAGGGAGAAUAUACCAGUCCGCAAGAAUGGCGACGACAAACGGAUGUCUUAUGGAGAUUAUCUACAGCUCAACACUCUCCUUGAAUGCCAGAAGCCAGCAAGCACUAAAUUUGGUGAUGCAACCGUCCAUGAUGAGCUCCUUUUUAUCGUGGUUCAUCAAGGGCACUGAUGAAAGAAAGAUGCUUGUUUUAAUCUCAAGACUGGGUCGCAUUGUGCAGAUUCAAAAACUGUUACGUGAUCAGAUCAUGAUCUUAGAGACCAUGACUCCAUUGGAUUUUAUGGAAUUCAGAGAUUACUUAGCACCCGCGUCAGGAUUUCAGAGUCUCCAGUUCAGGUUGAUUGAGAAUAAACUUGGCAUUAACAAGACCCACAGAAUCCGCUACAAUUAUCAGGAUUACAGUAAAGCAUUCGAUUCGCAAGAUGGGAAGCAGCUUGAAGAAUCUGAAAGCACGGCUUCACUGCUAGAACUCGUCCAGUGUUGGUUGGAGAGGACUCCUGGCCUGGAAGAGGAUGGCUUUGAUUUUUGGAGGAAAUACAAGACAAGUGUUCAAACAAUGCUUGAAACUCAGAAGGCCGAAGCUGAGGCUGAAGAAGACGAAGAAGUGCGAGCGACUUUGUUCAAAGAGAUCAAAAAGCAAGAGGAUCAUUUUGAAACAAUCUUCAGUGAGGAGAGGCAUAACCAACUUGUGGCUCGAGGCGAAAGAAGGUUUUCCCAUAAAGCCAUGCAGGGGGCAUUGAUGAUUUACUUUUAUCGGGACGAACCUCGAUUUAACCAACCUUUUCAAAUUCUUCAACUGCUGAUGGACAUCGACUCAAAUUUAAUCAAAUGGCGAUACAAUCACUUGAUGAUGGUUCAGCGGAUGAUUGGCAGUAAAAUGGGGACUGGCGGAACGUCUGGAUACCAGUACCUCAGGUCCACGGUCAGUGAUCGUUACAAGGUUUUCGUUGACUUGUUUAACUUGUCCAAUUUCCUGAUACCACGUGAUCAAAUUCCGCCACUAAGCUCCUCCAUGAAGGCACGCCUGCGCACUGCGCUGGUUGGAGGUCGGCUGCACGACAGUGACAGUGCUCACUUUAGCGACAGCAGUGAAGAUGAUCAGGUGUCAGCCCUUUCCUCCCUUGUCAAGAACGCGGGCAUUACAGGUGCACCAGCUGUCGACACCGAAGGAGACGAAGUGGCAAGCAGUAAUUAGUCUGAAGUGUUACCCAUUCAAAAUGAUUUUUGGGAUUCUUCCAACGAGAGAGUAUUUCAUAUAGUAGUCAUUUGACCGAAUACGUAUAAUUUUAUUAGGAUAAAAUUUUGAAACGGCUCAUGAAGAGCUGCAGGAGCAGAAUUUAGUUGUAUGAAAUCGGAAUCCUACUAUUUCGAUAUAUUUGUAAAUACAACAGUAUAUAGUUUGUUAGAUUUGAAGUUGUAGUCACGUCAUUGUGGAAUUAGUUGUAUUUAAUUUGACCGCAACAUUUUUCUGAAUUGGCUUCCCAUAUUCAAAAGUUAAUUACAUAUAUACAUAAAAAUAAAUAUGCUUUAGCUAAGACAGCCAAGAAAUUUUCUAUCCCCGUUUUUUAAGUGCUUUUUUGAUAUUUGCAACGGAAAUGAUAAAGCAAAGAUACCAUUUGUAAGUCGUUUUAAUAUUUAAUGACAAUGCUAUUCUCAUGGAAAUGUUGUUGAUAAGGCAUGUAAUAUUUCAGGUGUGUUUCGUAAUAUUGAAUAAAAUGCGCUUUAAUAAAGAUACUCUUUUCAGAACAAAUUU
Pocillopora damicornis (cauliflower coral) is the source of this 1861-nucleotide messenger RNA. Its product is annotated as tryptophan 2,3-dioxygenase. The record is from RefSeq and is a predicted model, not a curated record. Lineage: Eukaryota; Metazoa; Cnidaria; Anthozoa; Scleractinia; Pocilloporidae. Gene Ontology annotation, molecular function: metal ion binding; L-tryptophan 2,3-dioxygenase activity; heme binding.